Molecule: messenger RNA, 1717 nt
Organism: Odobenus rosmarus divergens (Pacific walrus)
Lineage: Eukaryota; Metazoa; Chordata; Mammalia; Carnivora; Odobenidae
Gene: FMO2
Product: flavin containing monooxygenase 2 (non-functional)
Molecular function (GO): N,N-dimethylaniline monooxygenase activity; flavin adenine dinucleotide binding; NADP binding
Source: RefSeq, a predicted model, not a curated record
ACAGAGAAAACUAUUGUGUCAAAGGGACAGCACCAAAAGGCAAAAGGAAGAAGACCAUGGCAAAGAAGGUGGCAGUGAUUGGAGCUGGGGUCAGUGGCCUGGUCUCUCUGAAGUGCUGUGUGGAUGAGGGACUGGAGCCCACUUGCUUUGAGCAAACUGAAGAUAUUGGAGGGCUGUGGAGGUUCAAGGAAAAUGUUGAAGAUGGCCAAGCAAGUAUCUAUCAAUCUGUCAUCACCAACACCAGCAAAGAAAUGUCUUGUUUCAGUGACUUUCCAAUGCCUGAAGACUUUCCAAACUUCCUGCACAAUUCUAAGCUCCUGGAAUAUUUCAGAAUUUUUGCCAGAAAGUUUGAUCUUCUAAAAUAUAUUCAGUUCCAGACAACUGUCCUCAGUGUGAAAAAACACACGGAUUUCUCAUCUUCUGGCCAAUGGGAGGUUGUUACCGAGAGCAACAGCAAGAAGCAAAGUGCUGUGUUUGACGCAGUUAUGGUUUGCAGUGGCCAUCACAUCCUCCCUCACAUCCCACUGGAGUCAUUUCCAGGUAUUGAGAGGUUCAAAGGCCAGUAUUUCCAUAGCCGCCAAUACAAGCACCCAGAGGGACUUGAAGGGAAACAUAUCCUGGUGAUUGGACUAGGAAACUCGGCCUCAGAUAUUGCCGUUGAGCUGAGUAAGAAGGCUGCUCAGGUAUUUAUCAGCACCAGACAUGGUUCCUGGGUCAUGGGCCGUAUCUCUGAAGAUGGCUAUCCCUGGGACAUAGUGUUCCAAACCCGGUUUAGGUCCAUGCUCCAAAAUGUCCUGCCACAAACAAUUCAAAAAUGGAUGAUUGAACGGCAGAUGAAUCAGCGGUUCAACCAUGAAAAUUAUGGCCUUGAGCCUCAAAACAAAUAUCUUAUGAAAGAACCUGUGGUAAAUGAUGAUCUUCCAAGUUGUAUACUCUACGGAGCCAUCAAGGUGAAACCGAGAGUGGAAAAGCUCAUAGAAACUUCUGCCAUCUUUGAAGAUGGAACAGUGGAGGAGAAUAUUGAUGUUAUUAUCUUUGCAACAGGAUAUACUUUCUCUUUUCCAUUCCUUGAAGAUCCACUUGUUAAAGUAGAGGAUAAGAUGGUCUCACUGUAUAAAUACAUAUUCCCUCCUCACCUGGAGAAGUCAACUCUGGCGUGCAUUGGUCUCAUCCAGCCCCUAGGUUCCAUUUUCCCAACUGCCGAACUUCAAGCUUCACCCUGGGCAACCAGGGUUUUCAAAGGCUUGUGUACCUUGCCCUCAGAGAGGACUAUGAUGGCGGACAUUAUCAAGAGGAAUGAAGAAAGAAUAGAUCUGUUUGGAAAGAGCCAGAGCCAGACGCUGCAGACCAAUUACAUCGACUACUUGGACGAGCUCGCCUUAGAGAUAGGUGCAAAGCCAGACAUCCUGUCUCUCUUGCUGAAAGACCCCAAACUGGCUGUGAAGCUCUAUUUCGGACCCUGCAACCCCUUCCAGUACCGCCUCACUGGGCCCAGGCAGUGGAAGGGAGCCAAGAGGGCCAUCCUCACCCAGAAACAAUGGAUACUGAAGCCUUUAAAGACACGGGCACUAAAAGCUUCAUCUGAUUUCCCAGUUUCCUUUCUGUUGAAAAUCGUGGGGCUUCUUGCUAUUGUUGUGGUCCUUUUUUUUCAGCUUCAGUGGUUCUAAUUGGUCAGCAUAAAGCUUUUGAUUUUAGUGUCAGUCAGUUCCUCUUAAAA